UCGCGAGUUAUCGAUAACGGGGAUGAGCUUGCGUUGUUGUUCUUAAAGCAAUUGCGAAUAAUAAUUGGGAAUACAAGUGAACAAACCAUGGCCGCGAACUACGCAAAAACGACCAAGGGCAUCUCGACGGCGAUCCUGCGCAACCAGCUGAUGGGCCUGAUCAACUUCACCGGCACGCACAAGGACCAGGCGGACAAGUACCGUCAGCUGCUGAAGACUGUGCUGGCGAACACCGGCCAGGAGCUGAUCGACGGCCUGCGGCUCUUCGUGGAGGCCAUUGUGAACGAGCACGUCAGCCUGGUCAUCUCGCGUCAGAUCCUCAACGACGUGGGCAGCGAGCUCAGCAAGCUGCCCGACGACCUGUCCAAGCAGCUCUCCCACUUCACCCUGGAGAAGGUCAAUCCACGCGUCAUCUCGUUUGAGGAGCAGGUGGCCGGCAUCCGGUUCCAUCUGGCCAACAUCUACGAGCGCAACCAACAGUGGCGCGAUGCGGCCACGGUGCUGGUGGGCAUACCGCUGGAGACGGGCCAGAAGCAGUACUCAGUGGAGUGCAAGCUGGGCACCUACUUGAAGAUAGCCCGUCUCUACCUGGAGGACAACGAUUCUAUGCAGGCCGAGCUGUUCAUCAAUCGCGCCUCGUUGCUGCAGGCCGAGACCACCUCCGAGGAGCUGCAGGUACUCUACAAAGUGUGCUACGCCCGUGUCCUGGACUACAGGCGCAAGUUCAUCGAAGCCGCCCAGCGAUACAACGAGCUCUCCUACCGCAAGAUCGUGGACCAGGGCGAGCGGAUGACGGCGCUGAAGAAGGCGCUCAUCUGCACCGUCCUCGCCUCCGCCGGGCAGCAGCGCUCCCGCAUGCUGGCCACUCUGUUCAAGGACGAACGCUGCCAGCAUUUGCCUGCCUACGGCAUUCUGGAGAAGAUGUACCUGGAGCGCAUCAUCCGGCGCUCCGAGCUGCAGGAGUUCGAGGCCCUGCUGCAGGACCACCAAAAGGCUGCCACGCCCGACGGCUCCUCCAUCCUGGAUCGAGCUGUUUUCGAGCACAAUCUGCUGUCGGCCAGCAAGCUGUACAACAACAUCACCUUCGAGGAGCUGGGCGCCCUGCUGGACAUACCCGCGGUGAAGGCGGAGAAGAUUGCCUCCCAGAUGAUCACCGAGGGCCGCAUGAACGGACACAUUGACCAGAUCUCGGGCAUUGUGCACUUCGAGAACCGCGAGCUACUGCCGCAGUGGGACAGACAGAUUCAGUCACUGUGCUACCAAGUUAAUUCCAUAAUAGAGAAGAUAAGUGUCGCCGAGCCCGAUUGGCUGGAUAACCUGAACUGAACCCGACUCUCAGCAACCC
Messenger RNA from Drosophila takahashii, 1345 nucleotides. It is a transcript of the gene CSN4, whose product is annotated as COP9 signalosome subunit 4. The record is from RefSeq and is a predicted model, not a curated record. Gene Ontology annotation, cellular component: cytosol; COP9 signalosome. Lineage: Eukaryota; Metazoa; Arthropoda; Insecta; Diptera; Drosophilidae.